CAGGCAACAUGCAGAUCUCUCACAUCGUCUUGCUUCAAUUCAAGCCGGAUGUCACCUCUGACAUCAAAGAGAAUGUCGCUAGUCGGAUCAAGGGUCUUAAAGACUCCUGCAUGCAUCCCGAGACCGGCAAGCCGUACAUUGUCAGCAUGAAGGGCGGUGUGGAUGCCUCCAUCGAAGGGCUGCAGAAUGGCAUCAGCCAUGCGUUCGUCUCCGUGUUUGAGAACGCCAACGAUCGCGAUUAUUUCGCCAAGACGGACCCUGUGCAUAUGGCCCUGGUGAAGGAUGUUUUGCAGUACCUGGAGAGGGUGCAGGUGGUGGACUUCAUUGAUGGACAGCUGAUCUAGUGCUCUGGGGAUAUCAUGACACUAUACAGCUUAGAUAGGUAAUGCGCGGGCUGCGUUAACAUAAUCCCAAGUCUCGGUACUCAAAAGACGAGCUAG
This is a messenger RNA of Aspergillus uvarum CBS 121591, 440 nucleotides long. Its product is annotated as Dabb family protein. NCBI's taxonomy places the organism in Eukaryota, Fungi, Ascomycota, Eurotiomycetes, Eurotiales, Aspergillaceae. The record is from RefSeq and is a predicted model, not a curated record. The coding region runs from base 9 to 344 and encodes 111 amino acids. The transcript has 3 exons.